AUGGUCGUCCUGCGGCUUUCGCACGGCCGCAAGCUCGAGUCAAUCGAACUCAUGGCUGCAUCGAUGCGAACUAGGGUACAGCGUGAAACGGCUGCUACUCUGAUUCUCGACCUGAUCGAACUGAGUUACGAGCAUCGCCGCAAUGGCACCAAGCGCCGAGCGCACAAACCACUUCGCUCGCUCCUUACACCUCCUGCGGCACACUCCGGGGCUACGCAAUUUGCGUCGUCCCCGGGCGCUCCUAGACCUCCAGAGACUCCCUUUGGAAACGGCCAGGUUCCUGCCUCCUUGACGCAGGUCGCCGCGAACGCCAGCCUCCAGGGAUCGGCAGCCCAAGUCGAGUCGAGUCAAGUCGAGGUGUCGGCGUCGAUGAAGGGUCACAGCAAAAUUGCACUAGUCCGGAUAGGGUGGGAGCGCGGUUCGUCGGUCGCUGCAACACGCCCCUCUUCGAUCCGCAAAGCCAGUUCCACUGCUUCAAUUGUCCGCACAUGCCCGCUUCGACCACACACGCUUCUGUUCGAUAUCAAGAAUACGAUUGUCCGAGAGUAG
Molecule: messenger RNA, 549 nt
Organism: Moesziomyces aphidis
Lineage: Eukaryota; Fungi; Basidiomycota; Ustilaginomycetes; Ustilaginales; Ustilaginaceae
Source: the annotation of a GenBank genome assembly